AUGGCCCGGACCCGGCCCGCGUCCCGUUGGACGUUCUUCCUCUCUCUACUGGUUCUUAUCAGUUGCAUUGUUGUCCCCGGUGUGGCUGUUAAGCAUGAAAACUUCAAAACAUGCGCUCAAUCCGGAUUUUGUAAGCGCAACCGAGCUCUCGCCGACGAUGCCUCCGCCCAAGGUACAUCCUGGAGCUCCCCGUACGAGCUUGAUCCAGCUACCGUACAAUUCAAGGACGGUCAGUUGACCGGUGUGUUGAUCAAAACGACCACGGCGAACGGUCAAGUCCGCCUGCCUGUCAUCGUGUCUUUCCUGGAAUCCGGUGCCGCACGCGUGAUCGUCGACGAGGAGAAGCGCAUGAAGGGCGAGAUUGAAAUCCGACACAACAGCAAGGUCAAUAAGAAGCGGUAUGAUGAGACUGAGAAGUGGGUUCUUGUUGGUGACUUAGAGUCAAGCAAGUCAGCCAAGCUGAAGCCUGAGACCGAAGCUGGAUUUACCAAGGUCCAGUAUGGCCCAGGUGACAAGUUUGAGGCUGUUAUUCGUCACGCCCCAUUUGAGUUGGAAUUCCAGAGAGAUGGCCAGACUCAUGUUCAGCUGAACCACCAAGGUCUUCUAAACAUGGAGCACUGGCGUCCUAAGGUUGAAAAGGAGGGCGAGUCUGAGUCCGCCGAGGAUGAAAGCACUUGGUGGGAGGAGAGCUUCGGUGGCAACACAGACUCCAAACCCCGUGGCCCCGAGAGUGUUGGAAUCGAUGUGACUUUCCCCGGGUACAAUCAUGUAUUUGGAAUCCCAGAGCAUGCAGAUUCGCUUUCGCUCAAAGAGACAAGGGGAGGACCCGGAAACCACGAGAACCCAUACCGCAUGUACAACUCCGAUGUCUUCGAGUAUGAACUUAAUAGCCCUAUGACCCUUUACGGCGCUAUUCCUUUCAUGCAGGCACACCGCAAAAACUCCACCGUCGGUGUCUUUUGGUUAAAUGCUGCUGAAACCUGGGUCGAUAUUGUGAAAAAGUCUGCCUCAUCAAACCCGCUUUCUUUGGGCGCCAGCUCGAAGACUAACACCCAAACUCACUGGUUCUCCGAGUCUGGUCGAAUUGAUUUAUUUGUUUUCCUUGGCCCCUCGCCCAAUGAGAUCAGCAAGACCUAUGGAGAGCUGACUGGCUAUACGCAACUUCCCCAGCACUUUGCCAUCGCCUAUCACCAGUGCCGUUGGAACUACGUCACCGAUGAGGAUGUGAAGGAAGUUGAUGCUAAGUUUGACAAGUAUCAGAUCCCAUAUGACGUUAUCUGGCUGGACCUUGAAUAUACCGACGACCGCAAGUACUUUACAUGGGAUCCGCUCACCUUCCCCAACCCGAAGGGUAUGCAAGAGAAGCUUGACGAAUCCGAGCGGAAGCUUGUUGUGCUCAUUGACCCACACAUCAAGAACAAGGAUGACUACUAUGUUUCCCGGGAGCUUAAUAGCAAGGGUCUUGCCGUUCAAAAUAAAGACGGUGACGUAUAUGAUGGCUGGUGCUGGCCCGGCUCUUCAAACUGGGUCGAUUGCUUCAACCCCGCUGCAACUCAGUGGUGGAACAGUCUCCACAAGUACGACAAGUUCCAGGGAUCGAUGUCCAACUUGUUUAUUUGGAAUGACAUGAACGAGCCCUCCGUUUUUAACGGCCCGGAAACAACCAUGCCCAAGGACAAUAUUCACUAUGGUAACUGGGAACACCGUGAUAUCCACAAUGUGAACGGUAUCACCCUUGUCAAUGCUACCUACCAGGCAUUGCUUGAGCGCAAGAAGGGUGAGGUCCGCCGGCCAUUCAUCCUGACCCGCUCAUACUAUGCUGGAGCUCAGCGUAUGGCUGCUAUGUGGACUGGUGAUAACCAGGCUACCUGGGAUCAUUUGGCCAUUUCCUUGCCCAUGGUCUUGACCAACGGUAUUGCGGGAUUCCCCUUCGCCGGUGCUGAUGUCGGUGGCUUCUUCCACAACCCGGACAAGGAGCUGCUGUCCCGGUGGUACCAGGCCGGAAUUUGGUACCCAUUCUUCCGCGCUCACGCUCAUAUUGACACUCGUCGCCGCGAGCCCUACCUGAUCAAUGAGCCCCACCGGACCAUUAUUUCCCAGGCCAUCCGCCUGAGAUAUCAGCUUUUGCCAUCUUGGUACACUGCCUUCCACGAAGCUUCGGUCAACGGUACACCAAUCGUGCGACCCCAGUACUAUAUGUUCCCCGAUGAUGAAGAAGGCUUUGCCAUCGACGAUCAGCUCUAUCUGGGCUCUACUGGUCUCCUCGCGAAGCCUGUGGUGACUGAAAACACAUUCACAACCGACAUCUACAUUGCUGAUGACGAGAAGUACUAUGACUACUUUGACUUUACUGUCUACCAAGGUGCAGGCAAGAAGCACACCGUCCCUGCCCCAGAGGACAAGAUUCCUUUGUUGAUCCAGGGUGGUCAUAUCGUCCCUCGUCGGGACCGUCCCCGCCGCAGUAGUGCCCUUAUGAAGUGGGACCCCUACACUCUUAUUUUGACCCUGAACAAGAACGGCGAAGCCGAUGGCUCUCUCUACGUCGAUGACGGUGAGACCUUUGACUAUGAGCGUGGUGGCUACAUUCACCGCCGCUUCCAGUUCCGUGACUCGACCUUGUCGUCUGAGGAUCUUGGCACCAAGGGACCCAAGACUACCGAAUACUUGAAGACCAUGGCCGGCGUUACUGUAGAACGCGUCGUUGUUGUUGACCCACCCAAGGAGUGGAAGGAUAAGACCACAGUCACCGUCAUUGAGGAUGGAGCUAAGACAGCCUCCACCGCAUCUUUGGACUACUUUGAGCAGGAAGGUGGAAAGGCACCUUAUGCCAUUGUCAAGAGCCCCAAUGUUGGAAUUGGAAAGGCCUGGCUGAUAGAAUUUUAA
Molecule: messenger RNA, 2883 nt
Organism: Penicillium verhagenii
Lineage: Eukaryota; Fungi; Ascomycota; Eurotiomycetes; Eurotiales; Aspergillaceae
Product: glucan 1,3-alpha-glucosidase ROT2
Exons: 3
Coding region: 1-2883 (960 amino acids)
Biological process (GO): N-glycan processing; carbohydrate metabolic process
Cellular component (GO): glucosidase II complex
Molecular function (GO): carbohydrate binding; alpha-glucosidase activity
Source: RefSeq, a predicted model, not a curated record